AUGAGCCGGCUAAGCUCUUCUCACCAGGAGAAAGAGAAAAUGCCAACCGAGAGUACUCCUCUCAUUCAAACCGUUCAGGUCGGACCUCCCCGGAGGAGGUACCCCCAUCAAACCUGGCGUUGGUUCUUCACUCUGAUUUGCUCUAUUGUUGUCGUUGGCGGUUUUGGCUUGUUCCUUAUCCAAACCCUCUUGAUUGGACCCAAGCAUCAUCAUGGGCACCCUGGUUCUUGGCUACCUGGUAAAAGCCGUUUGAGUUAUGACGAUUUGGAACAUAUUCUUUUUGAUACCCCGGAUCCCAAGAAGGCCGAGGAAUGGAGCCGUUACUACACCUCUGGUCCUCAUCUGGCUGGAAAGAACCUUUCACAGGCUGAGUGGACAAGAGAUCGCUGGGAGGAAUUUGGUGUCAAGUCCAGCAUCGUAUCCUAUGAUGCCUAUCUCAACUACCCCGUCGAUGCCAGUGUUUCCAUCUUAGAAAAGACAAAGACAAAGCAUGGAAAAGAGUGGAACACUACCUUCAAGGCCUCUCUCGAGGAGGACAUAAUUGACGAGGACCCAACGACCUCUCUCGACAACCGCGUUCCUAUCUUCCAUGGCUACUCAGCUAGCGGAAACGUUACUGCUUCCUUCGUCUACGUCAAUUAUGGAACCUACCAAGAUUACCAGGAUCUCGUCGAUGCCAAGGUUGACGUCAAGGGCAAGAUCGCCAUUGCUAGAUAUGGCGGAAUCUUCAGAGGUCUCAAAAUCAAGCGUGCACAAGAGCUUGGUUUCACUGGUGUUCUUAUUUACAGCGAUCCUGGCGAUGAUGGUGAGAGAACUGAAGAGCACGGAUAUAAGCCUUACCCUGAGGGUCCUGCACGGAACCCGAGUGCCGUUCAGCGUGGAAGCGCUGAGUUCCUGAGCAUCCGCCCCGGUGAUCCAACUACACCUGGAUACCCUUCAAAGCCUGGUGCUCCUCGUGCCCCAGUCGAUGAUGCCACUGCAUCUAUCCCUUCAAUCCCCAUCUCCUACAGAGAUGCCCUUCCUAUCCUCAAGGCUCUGAACGGCCAUGGUCCCAAGUCAACAGAUUUCAACAAAUACUGGAACAGGAACCUCGGCUUGAAGUACAAGGGCGUAGAGUACAACAUUGGUCCUACCCCAGACGAUGUAGUUAUCAACCUCUACAACCAACAAGAAUACGUCACCACUCCCCUGUGGGAUGUCAUCGGAAUCGUCAACGGCACCAUCGCCAACGAAGUUAUCGUUGUCGGAAACCACAGAGAUGCUUGGAUUGCAGGUGGAGCCGGUGAUCCCAACAGUGGCUCUGCAGUUCUUAACGAGGUUAUCCGUGGAGUCGGAAAGGCUAUCGAGGCAGGCUGGAAGCCCCUUCGAACUAUCGUCUUUGCCAGCUGGGACGGUGAGGAAUACUCUCUAAUUGGUAGCACCGAAUGGGUCGAGGAAUACCUUCCUUGGCUUUCAGAAGCCAACGUCGCCUAUGUUAAUGUCGAUGUUGGUGUCGAUGGUCCUUAUUUCACUGCAUCUGCAGCUCCUCUGCUUAACCAGAUCAUCCGCGAUGUCACAAGUGCUGUUCCCUCUCCCAACCAAACUGUUCCUGGUCAAACUGUCAACGAUGUUUGGUCCAAGAGAAUCACCACCAUGGGUAGUGGCAGCGAUUUCACAGCUUUCCAGGACUACGCGGGUAUUCCUUGCAUCGACUUUGGUUUCAAGUACAGCGAUACCAGUGCCGUUUAUCACUACCACAGCAACUACGAUAGCUUCUACUGGAUGAAGGAGUACGGUGAUGUUGGAUUCAAGUACCACCGGACUAUGGCUCAGAUCCUUGGUCUGACCAUCGCUAAGCUCACUGGCUCCGUCAUCAUUCCUUUCAGCGCUACCGAGUACGCCGACGCUUUGAACGGCUACCUUGACCAGGUCGAAGCCAAGUUCGAACCUGCUGCAGCAGAGAUGACCGAUGAUGAGAUGUUCAGCAUGCGUGGCUCUGUUUUGUCUGACAAACCCGUCGGCAGCGAGCACGAGUUUAAGCUGAGUUUGAAGCAAAUCCGUCGACAUCUCCGUGACUUCCGCAUCAAAGCCAGCGAGCUUGACGAAGAUGCUGAGAUCGCCAAGCGCCAACUUGAAGAGGGCAUUCCAUGGUGGAAUAUCGUUAAGAAAAUUCGCCUUGGUCAUGCUGUUGUAAAGAUCAACAACAAAUACAAGUUCCUUGAGCGAAACUUCCUUUAUGAGGGUGGUUUGGAUGGUCGAGACUGGUUCAAGCAUGUUGUUUUUGCGCCUGGUAUCUGGACUGGGUACUCUGGAGCUGUUUUCCCUGGUUGGGACGAGAGCAUUGACGCAAAGGAUUAUACCAAUGGUCUUAAGUGGUCUGCUAUUAUUGUGCGAUGCAUUAACCAGGCUAUCGACAGUCUCAACUAA
This is a messenger RNA of Fusarium coffeatum, 2406 nucleotides long. RefSeq lists its product as uncharacterized. Gene Ontology annotation, molecular function: carboxypeptidase activity. The transcript has 5 exons. Bases 1 to 2406 code for a protein of 801 amino acids. The record is from RefSeq and is a predicted model, not a curated record. Lineage: Eukaryota; Fungi; Ascomycota; Sordariomycetes; Hypocreales; Nectriaceae.